Sus scrofa (pig) is the source of this 3069-nucleotide messenger RNA. Lineage: Eukaryota; Metazoa; Chordata; Mammalia; Artiodactyla; Suidae. The record is from RefSeq and is a predicted model, not a curated record.
CAAGAGCUCCAAAGAGAAGUCGAGGAAGAGAGAGAGACCGGGUCAGAGAGCGCGCGCGGGCAAGCAAGAAACGAGAGGGACAGGGGCAAAGUGAGUGACCUGCUUUUGGGGGUGACCGCCAGAGCGCAGCGUGAGCCCUCCCCCUCGGGAUCCCGCGUCGGACCAGCAGCGCUGACGGACAGACAGACAGACACCGCCCCCCGCCCCAGCGCCCACCUCCUACCCGGCCGGCGGCCGACCGUGGACGCGGCGGCGAGCCGCGGGCAGGAGCCGGAGCUCGCGCCCGGAGGCGGGGUGGAGGGGGUCGGGGCUCGCGGCGUUGCACUGAAACUUUUCGUCCAACUUCUGGGCUGUUCUCGCUCCGGAGGAGCCGUGGUCCGCGCCGGGGCAGCCGAGCCGAGCGGAACCGGGAGAAGUGCUAGCUCGGGCCGGGAGGAGCCGCAGUCGGAGGAGGGGGAGGAGGAAGAAGAGAAGGAAGAGGAGAGGGGGCCGCGGUGGCGACUCGGCUCUCGGAAGCCGGGCUCAUGGACGGGUGAGGCGGCUGUGUGCGCAGACAGUGCUCCAGCCGAGCGCGCGCCCCAGGCCCUGGCCCGGGCCUCGGCUCCGGGAGGAAGAGGAGCCCGCCUGGGCGCUGAGGAGAGCGGGCCGUCCCGCAGCCCGAGCCGGAGAGGGAGCGCGAGCGGCGCCGGCCCCGGCCGGGCUUCCGAAACCAUGAACUUUCUGCUCUCUUGGGUGCAUUGGAGCCUUGCCUUGCUGCUCUACCUCCACCAUGCCAAGUGGUCCCAGGCUGCACCCAUGGCAGAAGGAGACCAGAAACCCCACGAAGUGGUGAAGUUCAUGGACGUCUACCAGCGCAGCUACUGCCGUCCAAUCGAGACCCUGGUGGACAUCUUCCAGGAGUACCCCGAUGAGAUCGAGUACAUCUUCAAGCCGUCCUGUGUGCCCCUGAUGCGGUGCGGGGGCUGCUGCAACGACGAAGGUCUGGAGUGUGUGCCCACUGAGGAGUUCAACAUCACCAUGCAGAUUAUGCGGAUCAAACCUCACCAAGGCCAGCACAUAGGAGAGAUGAGCUUCCUACAGCACAACAAAUGUGAAUGCAGACCAAAGAAAGAUAGAGCGAGGCAAGAAAAAUGUGACAAGCCGAGGCGGUGAGCCAGGCUGGAGGAAGGAGCCUCCCUCAGCGUUUUGGGCACCAGACGUCUCACCAGGAAAGACUGACACAGAACGACCCGUAGCCGCCGCCACCACCACACCACCGCCAUCGACAGAACAAUCCUGAAUCCAGAAACCUGACGUGAAGGAAGAGGAGGCUGAGCGCAGAGCACUUUGGGUCCGGAGCGCGCGACUCCGGCAGAGGCAUUCCCGGGCCGGUGACCCAGCACGGCCCCUCUUGGGAUUGGAUGGCCGUUUUUGUUUCUCUUGCUGCUAAAUCACCGAGCCCGGAAGAUUAGAGAGUUUUAUUUCUGGGGUUCCUAUAGACACACCCACCCACAUACAUACAUUAUAUAUAUAUAUAUAUAUUAUAUAUAUAAAAAUAAAUAUAUAUAUUUUAUAUAUAUAUAAAAUAUAUAUAUUCUUUUUUUAAAUUAACAUUGCUAAUGUUAUUGGUGUCUUCACUGGAUGUAUUUGACUGCUGUGGACUUGAGCUGGGAGGAGAACGUCCCUACCCAGAUCCCGACAGGGAAGAGGAUGGACCGAGAGACUCCGGCGCCGUCUUUUUGUCCCUCUUAGGGAAGCCGGGGUCCCCUCCCCUGCCUGGGAAUGCGCAAGGCCAGGGCAUGGGGGCACAUUUGGCCUGCUUCUGGGAACACCGACAAACCCAGCCCUGGCCCCGAGCCUCUACCCUGAGUCAAACGGAUGGAAAGACAGACGACAGGGACAGGGGUGAGGACGCUGGCUCCGACCAGGAGUUCGGGGGAGCCUCGGGACACUGCUGUGCUUUGGGGACCCCCUCCGCGUGCUGCACCGGCAUCUUGCCCCCAGGGGCACUGCCUGGAUGAUUUGGGAGCCCGGGUGGCCUUCACCCCCUCUCCCCUGCUCCCGAGAUGCCCGGGGGCCACUGACACGUGGCGGAGACGCGAACAGAGAUGGUGGUGGAGGAAGGGCCGCCCGGUGCCGGCUCGUCCUUUUCGGGAGGGGCCUUCUGCCUUAGCCCUCUCCCAGCUUCGCUUCCUGGGUGCAGCCCAGGAGGGCCCCAUGUCCUCAGACCAUUGAAACCACUAGUUCUCUCCCCCCCCAGGAAACCUGGCUGUGUGUGUGUGAGUGGUUAACCCACCCCUGUCCCCGACCCUUCCCGCGGCGUAGAGAGACAGGGCUGGGUCCCCGUGCCCACCCUGGAGGCAGAGGAAAGAGAAGUGUUUUAUAUGCGAUACUUAUUUAAUAUCCCUUUUUAAUUAGAAAUUAAAACAGUUAAUUUAAUUAAAGAGUAGGGUUUUUUUCAGUAUUCUUGGUUAAUAUUUAAUUUCAACUAUUUAUGAGAUAUAUCUGUCUUGCUCUCUCUUACUUGUACUGGUCUUUGUGUAUAAAUUCCUGUUUCUAAUCUCUCUCUCUCUGAUCGGUGACAGUCACUAGCUGGUCCUGAACAGAUAUUUAAUUUUGCUAACACUCAACUCUGCCCUCCCCUUUCCCCUGGCUCCCCGCCACACAUUCCUUUGAAAUAAGGUUUCAAUAUACAUCUACAUACUAUAUAUAUAUUUGGCAACUUGUGUUUGUGUAUAUAUAUAUAUAUAUAUAUAUAUAUAUGUUUAUGUAUAUAUGUGAUUCUGAUAAAAUAGACAUUGCUAUUCUGUUUUUUAUAUGUAAAGACAAAACCAGAAAAAAUAGAGAAUUCUACAUACUAAAUCUCUCUCCUUUUUUAAUUUUAAUAUUUGUUAUCAUUUAUUUAUUGGUGCUACUGUUUAUCCGUAAUAAUUGUGGGGGAAAAAGAUAUUAACAUCACAUCUUUGUCUCUAGUGCAGUUUUUCGAGAUAUUCCGUAGUACAUAUUUAUUUUUAAACAACAACAAAGAAAUACAGCUAUAUCUUAAAAAAAAAAGCAUUUUGUAUUAAAGAAUUUAAUUCUGAUCUCAAA